Messenger RNA from Peniophora sp. CBMAI 1063, 1320 nucleotides. Lineage: Eukaryota; Fungi; Basidiomycota; Agaricomycetes; Russulales; Peniophoraceae. The record is from the annotation of a GenBank genome assembly.
AUGCCCCGCAGCAAGGGCCUUCUGAAGCAAUCCGGCAUCGUCAAGAAGCGCCGCUCUCCCCCGAUCAACCACACUGGAGACCAUGCUAUCGAGCGAGUCCUCUUGCUCGAGGACAAUCUACGCGAGCUAUCGACUUCGGAGACACGCGAGUACGAGUCUCGCCGCCAGGCCCCCAAUGACACCGGGCGCUGGCAACACGUAUCGGAGGCUGACAUUUGUGGUGGUGGACGUCCUGCUCAGAGGCCGUCCCGCCUGGCUGCAACCAACAACUACCAUCCCGCCGCUUUGGUGCUCGAAGACGCCACUCUGGUUCUCGAAGCGGCAGAUAUGGACAUGAUGGACGUCAGCUCGACGGAAACCCAGAUGAACAACAGCAUUGCGGACUUGACCUUUUCCGUAAACCAGCGGACAGAGGUUGACCAACCGGCACUGUCGACUUUGGACGAUUCAUCAUUCGAGGACUUGCUGUCAUUCUUGAACACCAGCGGCAGCCAGUCAGCCACAUUUCCUGUUUCCAGCGGACUUGGCGGUGUGACACUAGACGUACCUCCCCUCUACGACUUACCAGGCCGAGGCACGGCCUUCCUAUCGCAGGAUCCCUCUGGUUCCGAUUCAACAGCCUUCUUCUCUAGCCCGCUGCUCACUUCGGAAGGGAAUCAUCAAGCUAUUGAUAUGCUCUUGCCCUCGGGUCUCGCCGCUGUCAGUAAUGGCGAGGCCUUCGCCCCAGGUGCUCUUCAGAUCCAAAGCGGAGGCUUCACAUCUCAGGGCUCCUCGGAUCUUCUGGACGUCUUCUCUGCGCCCCACGAUGUGGGGAUCUAUGACACGAACACGAACCAGCACCAGGGUUUCGCUGGCCCGGGUCCCAGUACCUCUAUCGCAUCUGCUUCGCAAGGGGAAGACUUCGCAGGCGUGUCUCAAGAUUGUUCCGGGUUGGAGACCUUCUUUUCCUCUUGCAACAUGGAGGACGGCACUCCUCAGGCUACGAACACCCUGAGCUAUAGCUGGGGUUCGACCGUCGACGAUGCCAAUAUUAUCUCCACUACGUCUUCUAUCCCGUUCAACAACUACGUCGGUGGAACGUCUGCACCUUCUGCUGCUAAUGCAGACGCGCUCUAUGCAUCAGGAUCCGCAGAGAUCACCAUUGAGAUGGGAGUACAUCCUCCCGUCAACGAGUUUCUCGACGGUAAUGAUGGCACAGAACUCACCGGAGACGUUUCACUGAGCGGAUUAUUCGACAUCAUGGAGCCGACGCAGAGGCUAGAUCAUGUUUGGGCAGGCUUCGGGGACCACGAGAUCUGCGGGUCUACUCCUGGACCUUAA